Molecule: messenger RNA, 4988 nt
Organism: Mirounga angustirostris (Northern elephant seal)
Lineage: Eukaryota; Metazoa; Chordata; Mammalia; Carnivora; Phocidae
Gene: IRF6
Product: interferon regulatory factor 6
Exons: 9
Coding region: 310-1698 (462 amino acids)
Biological process (GO): immune system process; regulation of transcription by RNA polymerase II
Cellular component (GO): nucleus
Molecular function (GO): DNA-binding transcription factor activity, RNA polymerase II-specific; protein binding; RNA polymerase II cis-regulatory region sequence-specific DNA binding
Source: RefSeq, a predicted model, not a curated record
GGGGCUGCGGCGUCCCAGGGCGAGGCGGUGACGUGAGUUCGGCGCACCUGGGUCGGGCAGGUAAGGGCCGGUGCGGGACGGGGAGCGGAGCUCGAAGACUCUACCUGCGCAAAGCCAAGUGUUGCUUACCCCACCGGUGAAGAAGAGCGGUGGCGACGGGUGAUCUUAACUGGGGACGUGGUUCGGAGGGACGUCCGCUUCUGGUCGCCGGAUUGAGAAAAGAGUCUUUGGCUGGCCCAGAGCAAGGAGAGCUGACUUGAGGCCCAGCUCUUGGGAUCCCCGUGGAUACGCUGCCUGCUCAUCUCUAUCAUGGCCCUCCACCCCCGCAGAGUUCGGCUGAAGCCCUGGCUGGUGGCCCAGGUGGAUAGUGGCCUGUACCCCGGGCUCAUCUGGCUACACAGGGACUCCAAACGCUUCCAGAUUCCCUGGAAACAUGCUACCCGGCAUAGCCCCCAACAAGAGGAGGAAAAUACCAUUUUCAAGGCCUGGGCUGUGGAGACAGGGAAGUACCAGGAAGGGGUGGAUGACCCUGACCCAGCUAAAUGGAAGGCCCAGCUCCGUUGUGCUCUCAACAAGAGCAGGGAAUUCAACCUGAUGUACGAUGGCACCAAGGAAGUACCCAUGAACCCGGUGAAGAUAUAUCAAGUGUGUGACAUCCCGCAGCCUCAGGGAUCAAUCAUUAACCCAGGAUCCACUGGAUCUGCUCCUUGGGAUGAGAAGGAUAAUGAUGUAGAUGAAGAAGAUGAGGAAGAUGAGCUUGAUCAGUCACAGCACCAUGUUCCCAUCCAGGACACCUUCCCCUUCCUGAACAUCAAUGGUUCUCCCAUGGCACCAGCCAGUGUGGGCAACUGCAGCCCCGAAGCAGUGUGGCCCAAAACUGAACCUCUGGAAAUAGAUGUACCCCAGGCACCCAUACAGCCCUUCUAUAGCUCUCCAGAGCUGUGGAUCAGCUCUCUCCCAAUGACUGACCUGGACAUCAAGUUUCAGUACCGUGGGAAGGAAUAUGGGCAGACCAUGACCGUGAGCAACCCCCAGGGCUGCCGGCUCUUCUAUGGGGACCUGGGUCCCAUGCCUGACCAAGAGGAGCUCUUUGGUCCUGUCAGCCUGGAACAGGUCAAGUUCCCAGGUCCAGAGCAUAUCACCAAUGAGAAGCAGAAGCUGUUCACCAGUAAGCUGCUAGACGUCAUGGACAGAGGACUGAUCCUGGAGGUCAGCGGUCAUGCCAUUUAUGCCAUCAGGCUGUGCCAAUGCAAGGUGUACUGGUCUGGGCCAUGUGCCCCAUCACUUGUUGCCCCCAACCUGAUUGAGAGACAAAAGAAGGUCAAACUGUUUUGCCUGGAAACGUUCCUUAGUGAUCUCAUUGCCCACCAGAAAGGACAGAUAGAGAAGCAGCCACCAUUUGAGAUCUACUUAUGCUUUGGGGAAGAAUGGCCAGAUGGGAAACCCCUGGAAAGAAAACUCAUCUUGGUUCAGGUCAUUCCAGUGGUAGCUCGGAUGAUCUACGAGAUGUUUUCUGGUGAUUUUACACGGUCCUUUGACAGUGGCAGUGUCCGCCUGCAGAUAUCAACUCCAGACAUCAAAGAUAACAUCGUUGCUCAACUGAAGCAGCUGUACCGCAUCCUCCAAACCCAGGAAAGCUGGCAGCCCAUGCAGCCCACCCCCAGCAUGCAACUACCCCCUGCCCUGCCAGCCCAGUAAUCAUGAAUGCCAUCUUUUUUACAAUAUUGUACAUAUCGGUAUUUUUUAUUACUCGGAUUUAACCAGCUUUUAAACUUCUUCUUUCUAACAAUGUUAGUGGCCUCCAAUUCUCCACAUAUGCCUGGCUUUUAAAGUUGAUUUAAUUUAUGGAAAAAUCACCCUUCUUAUUCCCCCUUUCUUUUUUAAACCUCGCAAUGUUAGUGUAAUGUAGUAGAGGGAGAUUUGGCCUGGGACUUUGGACAGCAGCGUUCUAGCUGCAGCUUUGCUUCAGUGGUGUGACCUUGAACCACCAAGUCAUUUAACCUCUAGGCUUCAGAUUCAUUACUGUAAAACGAAGGGGUUGGAAUAAUGCCUGAAAUAAUGCCAGUUAAAACUCUGACCUGAUGACUUCAUUCUACUUGUACAAGGCAGAACUGCCUGGAACAGAACCCUUCUGCAUUGUUCUUGCACCACAUUUUUUUCUUGCUUUCAUUAAAGUUCCCUCAAGCACUGAUUUGUCCAAGAUUGAUCUCCGUUUGACCUGUUCUGCUAGUAUAGUAAGCUGGCUCCCUGACGGGGUAAGUGAGAGGGAGGGGAGCUGGCUGGUUGCUUAGGAACCAAGCUUGAUAUCUAAAUAGAAAUAGGUGCCAAAGUCUGAAAGUCACCUGGUCUGUGGAGUAAAAGCUCAUAAACUGAGCUCCUCAAGGGAAUCUGUCAACAGAAGGCGUAGGGAUUCUGCACAGUCGGUUGUCAGGUAUUUACCUUGCCACCACUCAAAAUAACACUGUAUAUGUGGUAGAUGAGAGUAUGACUCAGUGGUACCUUUCAGAGAGGGUAGAGCUCUUUUUCUUUUUAAUUCUUUGAGGAAGAGCUGGGAGUGAGCUGGGCAUCUAGGACAAACUCCUUACUAAAAAAGCAACAGUUCCUUCUUGUUUGGAAACUUUUACAGUCUUACUAUCAUUUGGAUUUUUUGCAUUUGAAAAAAUGGGGUGUUCAGGGUGAAGGAGGGUGGGGCAGUGCUCUUCUGUAAAAGGCUCAUCUGGUCCAAACGUGCUUGUCUCCCUUCUUGUGGAGGGAGCUGGGUGUGGACUACUCGGGGAAGAGUGGUGUAGAACAUUGUAGCUAUGGCUUCCACAAACUGGUCUUAUCUAUUAACUUUUGCUCCGUCUCUGAUCUUUUUGCCCUACCCCAACCUUAAAAAACAAAAAAAAAAGUACAAUUUAAACUCCAAGACCUAAAUGGAAAGCAAGAUGUUAAUCUCUGAUUGCAGGCCCCUAAUGCUCUUGAAUACUGAUGCCUCUCUGUGCCAGGCUGUUAUAAGAAAAUCCAUGUCUAGUUUGCUACCCUUAAACUAGGCCAUCCCCUACUUGCUACUGAAGUUGAGCUAGCCAAAAAGUCAGGUAGCUUCGAAAGCCAUAAGCUCAGUUCAGUUACGGGUGGCAGUGGGACUUAUUUAGAAUGCUGAGACUGUGGUUUUAGGGUUUCUAAGGGACGUAAUGGGAUCUGCUGUUACUAAAGUAUGACCAAGAGAAAUCUGAGUAAAUGUCAGGUGUAGCUGUGAGCAGAAGUUGGGCUUCUAGAGACCAGGAAACAUACAAGGUAUAAAAACUAUAUUUUUUGGUCAUUUUGUUGAGUGGGUAAUGUGAAGGAUUUGGUUUUGGUGUCUGGCUAACUCUGUAACUGCACAGCUCAAAGUUAAGAAGAACCCACUGCAGGUAAAUUGGGAGGACAACUGCUAGAUCUGGGUAGUCCUUUUCCCUUAUGCUGUGAGAGGCUAAUAGCCAGGCUGUCCAUUUGGACGGGGACCGAGAUAAUAUGAGCUGGCAAAAGGUGAUGAAGAUUGUUCUGAAGGGCCAAGAAGGAUCAAACUUGUUGUUUGUGACUGUAAUGAAAAGAUUACAAAGAUGCCAGAGGAGUGGAUGAGUGGUUUUAUGUAGUCUUAACCAGAGAGCCCAGUUUCUUCCACAUUUCUUUAUUGUUUUCAGAAUCCUGGGAGAGGAGCGCCUGGGUGGUUCAGUUGGUUAAGUGUUUUACUCUUGAUUUCAGCUCAGGUCAUGACCUCAGGGUCAUGACAUUGAGCCCCACAUUGGGCUCCAUGCUCAGUGCGGAGUCUGCUUGAGAUUCUCUUUUUCCUUCUUCAUCUGCCCACUCCCUACCCCAACUCCCCCACUCACCCGCUCUCUCUUUCAAAUAAUAAAUACAUCUUAAGAAAAAAAAAAGAGGGGCGCCUGGGUGGCUCAGUUGUUAAGCGUCUGCCUUCGGCUCAGGUCAUGAUCCCAGGGUGCUGGGAUCAAGCCCCGCAUCGGGCUCCCUGCUCUGCGGGAAGCCUGCUUCUCCCUCUCCCACUCCCCCUGCUUUGUUCCCUCUCUCACUGUGUCUCUCUCUGUCAAAUAAAUAAAUAAAAUCUUUAAAAAAAAAAAAAAGAAUGCUGGGUGAAUGCAUGCAGGGCUGUUCACUGAUCUCCCUCAGUGCUCCUUCUCUGGUCCUGAUGGACAGAUAGAUACCAGGUGCCCUUUCUUUCUUGGGAGACUGUUACUUCCUUUGGUGGCUACACCACACACUCUCUUGGUGUGGUCUACUUUCUUGCCUCCACCUUGUUUAAGAGAGGAAGGGGAAUUAGAUGGUGUCGCUAGCUCUUCUUUUUGUUCUCUGUCCACCCCGCCAAACUGGAUUAGCUCAAAGUUAAACAAAACAAAACACUAUAGGUAAAUUGGGAGGGCAAGUGUUGGAUCUGGGCUUAUUCCUUCCCCAUAUAAUUAGGUCUCUGGUUACAUGUAUAUGUUCCCCUAUCAUCCUAUACUUCUUUUUUCAAAAUAAUCAAUUCCCUUGUAAUUGCUCAGCAUCUGUGUCCUAUGUGACUACAAACUUGCUGAAGGUAGGGACUGUUUGUCUUGGACUCUGUUGCCAGUGUCUGGUACAUACUAUGUUCUCAAAUAGAACUGAUCCUUGAACAACACAGGUUUGAACUGCACAGGCCCACUUGUACUCAGAUUGUUUUUUGAUUAGUACAGUAUGAUAAAUGUAUUUUCUUAUGAUUUUUUUUUUAGCAUUUUUUCCUCUAGAUUACUUUAUUGUAAGAAUACAGUAUAUAAUGUUGCUGUAAACAUAUGUGUUGACUGUUUAUAUUAUUGGAAAGGCUUCUGGCCAAUAGAAGGCUAUUAGUAAAGUUUUGGGGGAGUUAAAAGUUAUAUUCAGAGUUUCUACUGUGUGGGUCACCUCCUACCACCUGCGUUGUUCAAGGGUCAACUGUAUUUGUUGUUAGAAUAAAUGAAUGAACUAAGUAAGUCUUUCAUUUUACAGAUUUAUUGCUA